Arvicola amphibius (Eurasian water vole) is the source of this 6033-nucleotide messenger RNA. RefSeq names its product ubiquitination factor E4A (gene Ube4a). Gene Ontology annotation, biological process: protein polyubiquitination. Gene Ontology annotation, cellular component: nucleus; cytoplasm; ubiquitin ligase complex. The coding region runs from base 162 to 3362 and encodes 1066 amino acids. The record is from RefSeq and is a predicted model, not a curated record. The transcript is spliced from 20 exons. Gene Ontology annotation, molecular function: ubiquitin-ubiquitin ligase activity. Lineage: Eukaryota; Metazoa; Chordata; Mammalia; Rodentia; Cricetidae.
GGUAGACAGGCGUGGCGCUCAGCGAUGAUGUCAGCUCCGGUUGCCUUGCUGAGUCGGAAGUAGGAACCUUUUGGUCGCUGUGGCUGUGAGGUGUCGUCGUUGCUGCCCUUUCAGGCUCUGCCCCUCCCCCUAGGGCUGGAUGGAGGAUACCUUAAAGUGAAAUGACAGACCAGGAGAAUAACAACAACAUCUCAAGUAACCCCUUUGCUGCUCUUUUUGGCUCCCUGGCUGAUGCCAAGCAGUUUGCAGCAAUCCAAAAAGAGCAGCUGAAGCAGCAAUCUGAUGAGCUCCCAGCAAGCCCAGAUGAUUCGGAUAAUAGUGUGUCGGAGAGCCUGGAUGAAUUUGACUACUCUGUGUCUGAGAUUAGCCGCUCCUUCCGGUCACAGCAAGAAAUAUGUGAGCAACUCAACAUCAAUCACAUGAUCCAAAGGAUCUUCCUCAUUACUCUGGACAACAGUGACCCAAACUUGAAAAGCGGGAAUGGUAUCCCCAGCCGUUGUGUGUACUUGGAAGAAAUGGCAGUAGAGCUGGAAGAUCAAGACUGGCUUGAUAUGAGCAAUGUCGAGCAGGCCAUCUUUGCUCGGUUAUUGCUUCAAGAUCCAGGAAACCACUUGAUCAGCAUGACUUCUUCUUCAACGUUAAAUCUCUCUGCUGAUAGAGAUGCUGGGGAGAGGCACAUCUUUUGUUACCUUUACUCCUGUUUCCAAAGAGCCAAGGAAGAGAUUACCAAAGUUCCAGAAAACCUGCUCCCCUUUGCAGUGCAGUGCAGGAACCUCACUGUGUCCAACACGCGAACAGUUCUCCUCACUCCAGAGAUCUAUGUUGACCAAAACAUCCAUGAACAGCUGGUAGAUUUGAUGUUAGAAGCCAUUCAGGGAGCCCAUUUUGAAGAUGUAACUGAGUUUUUAGAAGAGGUCAUUGAAGCCUUGCUGUUGGAUGAGGAAGUUCGAACGUUUCCUGAAGUCAUGAUUCCAGUGUUUGAUAUUUUACUAGGCCGAAUAAAAGAUCUGGAGCUCUGCCAGAUCCUGCUGUAUGCGCAUCUGGAUAUUCUUCUCUAUUUCACCAGGCAGAAGGAUAUGGCCAAGGUUUUUUUAGAAUACAUUCAGCCCAAGGACCCUAGCAAUGGGCAGAUGUAUCAGAAGACCCUGCUAGGAGUAAUUCUGAAUAUCUCGUGCUUGUUAAAGACGCCGGGUGUGGUAGAAAAUCAUGGCUACUUUCUGAAUCCAUCUCGUUCCAGUCCUCAGGAGAUCAAAGUUCAGGAGGCCAACAUUCAUCAGUUCAUGGCUCAGUUCCAUGAAAAGAUCUACCAGAUGCUGAAGAACUUGCUCCAGCUCUCUCCAGAAACCAAGCACUGUAUCUUGUUCUGGCUUGGAAACUGUUUGCAUGCAAAUGCAGGCCGCACCAAGAUCUGGGCCAAUCAAAUGCCCGAAAUCUUCUUCCAAAUGUAUGCCUCAGAUGCCUUCUUUCUGAAUCUGGGUGCUGCUCUUCUGAAGCUGUGCCAGCCAUUCUGCAAACCCAGAUCCUCCCGGCUCCUCACUUUUAAUCCCUCAUACUGUGUCCUGAAGGAGUUGAAUGAUGAAGAACGAAAAAUUAAAAAUGUACACAUGAGAGGUUUGGACAAAGAGACCUGCUUGAUCCCGGCUGUGCAGGAACCCGUGUUCCCCCAGAGCUAUAACCUUGUGACGGAGAACCUGGCCCUGACAGAGUAUACCUUGUACUUGGGAUUUCACAGGUUGCAUGAUCAGAUGGUAAAAAUCAACCAAAAUCUGCAUCGGCUGCAGGUUGCCUGGCGGGAUGCUCAGCAGAGUUCUAGCCCUGCUGCUGACAAUCUCCGUGAGCAGUUCGAACGCCUGAUGACCAUCUAUCUUUCUACCAAGACUGCUAUGACUGAGCCACAGAUGCUGCAAAACUGCCUGAAUUUGCAGGUGUCCAUGGCUGUUCUGCUGGUUCAACUGGCCAUAGGCAAUGAGGGCUCACAGACAAUAGAGCUAAGUUUUCCUUUGCCAGAUGGCUACAGCUCUUUGGCUUAUGUGCCAGAAUUUUUUGCAGAUAACCUGGGUGAUUUCCUCAUUUUCCUCCGGCGCUUUGCUGAGGACAUCUUGGAGACGUCAGCAGACUCCCUGGAGCAUGUCCUUAACUUUAUCACCAUCUUCACUGGGAGCAUAGAGAGAAUGAAGAAUCCCCACCUAAGGGCCAAACUAGCAGAGGUCUUGGAAGCAGUGAUGCCUCACUUGGAUCAGACCCCAAAUCCCUUGGUGUCCAGUGUGUUUCACCGGAAACGUGUGUUCUGCAACUUUCCAUAUGCUCCCCAACUUUCAGAAGCCCUAAUCAAGGUUUUUGUGGACAUCGAAUUUACAGGGGACCCCCAUCAAUUUGAACAGAAGUUUAAUUACCGCCGCCCUAUGUAUCCCAUCCUAAGGUACAUGUGGGCGACAGAGAGCUAUAGGGAGAGCAUCAAGGAUUUGGCUGACUAUGCCUCUAAGAAUUUAGAAGCUAUGAAUCCCCCACUGUUCCUCCGAUUUCUUAACCUAUUAAUGAAUGAUGCUAUCUUCCUUUUGGAUGAAGCUAUACAGUAUUUGAGCAAGAUAAAGAUUCAGCAGAUCGAGAAAGACCGAGGAGAAUGGGAGAGUCUGACACCAGAAGCCCGCCGAGAGAAAGAGGCUGGCCUGCAGAUGUUUGGACAGCUGGCACGUUUCCAUAACAUCAUGUCCAAUGAAACAAUUGGUACCCUUUCCUUCCUGACAUCAGAGAUCAAGUCACUGUUUGUGCACCCCUUCCUGGCUGAGCGCAUUAUCUCCAUGUUGAACUACUUCCUGCAGCACCUGGUUGGCCCCAAGAUGGGUGCUCUCAAAGUCAAGGACUUCAGUGAAUUUGACUUCAAGCCUCAGCAGCUUGUCUCAGACAUCUGCACUAUCUACUUAAAUCUUGGGGAUGAGGAGAAUUUCUGUGCUACUGUGCCCAAGGAUGGACGUUCCUAUUCCCCUACUCUCUUUGCACAGACAGUCCGAGUUCUGAAGAAAAUCAAUAAGCCUGGGAAUAUGAUCGUAGCUUUCAGUAACUUGGCAGAGAGAAUCAAGUCUCUCGCAGACCUCCAGCAACAGGAAGAGGAGACAUACGCAGAUGCCUGUGAUGAGUUCCUGGACCCCAUCAUGAGUACACUGAUGUCUGACCCUGUGGUGCUUCCCUCUUCCAGAGUCACUGUGGACAGGUCCACCAUCGCCAGGCAUUUACUCAGUGACCAAACAGAUCCUUUUAACCGUAGUCCCCUUACCAUGGACCAGAUCCGGCCAAACACAGAACUCAAAGAAAAAAUCCAGCGGUGGCUCGCAGAGAGGAAACAACAAAAGGAGCAACUUGAAUAAAUACUGUGAAGUAGACAACCCAAACUAGCACCAGGGCGUAAACAGUUGUUUGGGGUGGUCUCCCUUUCUGGCUCUGAUCCUUUCCUUUUUCUUUCUUUCUUUAGUUUUGUUUUGGUUUUUGGUUUUGGUUUAUCUUAUUCUUUGUUGUUUUUCCUUUACUAAAUUAGAAAAUUGUUCUUGUGCAAAUUAUGAUAAUUAAGAUUCUUAAGACCUUGUCUCCCUGGCUUUCAUGAAAUCUCACAGCAUCUUCAUAAAUCAUCACUAAUCUUCAGCCUUGAUUUUCCUAUUCCUCAUUUCGUUUUCUAACCUAAAUUAUAAUACAUCCAACUACAAAAAUGUCCUGCCACUUUAUUCUUUUCCUUCCCAAGAACUGUUUGGAUAUUUUUUGGUGAGAACUGCGUUUAAGUCUGUGACGUCAGCUGCUUCAGUGACAGCUGUGUCUACUAGCUCCUGUCCUGUCGCAGUUCUGCAGUAUCACAGAGCAGCUUUCCAGAUAAGUACAAAUACCUUAGUGCGCAUAGGCUUUUGGCUGAUGAAUAAGACGGGGGACCUUAUACAGCUUCUGUUGGUAUCUCCUAAUUUUGUAUUAUCUUGUAACUUAAAGAUACCAUCACAGGCACUCCCAUGAGGUUGUCACCACCAAAAACUCAACUGCACAGUCUUGAAGAGUAACAAAAGUGGUGGAGCGUCCAGGAAGGGGGAAGUAAAAAGCUGUUGGUGCCCUUUUUUAUUUUGUGCCCCAAGAACUAGGCCUGGGUAAAAUAGGCAAUAAAUAUAGUGUAUCUAUAAAGAUGCGAAUGCAGUAUAUCUCAGUGUGUAUGUGUUAUACACACAGAUACUGUGUCUUUAUUGGUCUCAUAUGAAUUGAGUACCACAUUAUAUUGUGUCCUCCAUGAUAAAAUGUAUGUGGUAUGUGGCAAUGUCUUCUCAUAUAUUCAUUCUAGUCAAGUAAUAUUGUAAGACUAUAAAAUGUAUAUAGCUAAUGUUUGGGCUGUGACACGGCUCCUAAGAGCUGCUUCUAAUCUAGCCUUAGUUUACCAACUAACAAAAUAGAGAUUGGAGCAAAGUCUUGUCCACAAGUCAUUUUAAAUAUUCAGGUAGCUCUGGGUAGUUAAUAAGUGGUUUGAUCCCACUUCUUUAACCAUUUUGCGUGCCAUGCCAUGAGAGGCUCAGUCCUGGGUGGGAUGUUUUUAUAUCAAUAUCAAUCUCAGCGCAGAGGUGAAAGGACAAGGAAAUGGGAUUGUGGCUUCCUUUAAGGAGCAUUACUAUUAGCCACAACCUUUCAUAUACAGAAGCAGUGUUUCAGUAUUCAAAUACACGUAGCUAUAAGCAGUCCUUUGUGUAUUUUCUGGUGGUGUCAACUGGCAAACCUCUGAUCAGAGAGGCGCUCUCACUCUGGCUGAGAAGUAAGUGUCAGCUGUUGCCGUCUUGUCUGAACAGAGACGCCUGGGACGCAUUCGGAACCGCCAGGUCGUUAGGUCAUGCGCCCCGCUGACAGCGCUGCUCUUCUUUAGCCAGGCUCCAUUUUUGUGUGCUGUUCUCCUUCCGCUCUGGGAAUGACCUGCAUUUGAAACAAGCUCCUACCUACUGCAUUUAUUUUUCCAAAGCUAAUGUGGGAGGAUGUUUUUGUUUGAAAAAGAGGAAAGGCUGGAGUUCUUCGGGUGAAAACUGGAUGGAAAUGGAUACAUGACCUCAGAAGACAGCUGCUCCAGCAGCUUCCCAGCUGGCCACCUCUAUGCCGCCUCUAUGUCUAUCUGUAUUCUACUUCUGUAUUCUACUUCUGAACUGAACCUUCAGAGUGUAAGCCUUUUUUGGUGAGUUUGUGUUCUGUUUGUUUCUGUGCUCUUCUGAUACUUUUCUAUGAAUGGCUGUGCACCACUGAUGCUGCUGAAUCCUUUGAUCACAAAAGCACGUGUGUAGCUUAAGGCCACUAUUGGUGAGGAAACCAAGUGUCCUCUGUGCCUUCUUCCUUUCUGUGAACUCAUUUAAAGACAUCCAGAAAAAGGAACUCCGGAGACUACCGUCCUGUGCAACAGGACGCAUACACGCACUUGCAGAGGUAAAGGGGUGUCUUGUCUGGAACUCAGCAGCAGCUGUAAACCUGUUAAGACUUCCUGACAUGCCGAGUUUUACGUGAUGACUUUGCUGGAGUACAAAAAGAAAGUGAAGACUUCGGUCAGCUCUGGCAUUGCCCCUAACUCACCAAGAAGCUAAUACUAAACUUGAAAAAUUAUUUAGGGUUCGAGCAGUUGUUUGUUUGUUUAAUAUGGCUUUCUGUGGGUAUGUGAAAAUUGAAGGAAACUUGACAAGAAGUCUGAUGGUGCCAGUUGCUGUUACUACCACACUCUACACAAGUUUCAUUACUUUUUUUUUUUUGAUUGUGGUUGCUGAGCUGCCAUUGGGCAAAGCCUAAGACUGCUAGGUACCUUUACAAGCCAGGCUGAUGCUGUACCAUGCCAUGUGAGGAAAUAGUACACAGGAUCUAAUUGCUAAACUGGAAGAGAACUUACAGACAGAAAAAUGGAGAAUAAAACAGCAAAAAAGUUGACUGAAAUCAAAUUCAAUCAAUAUAACUAUAUUUGAAACAUUCCGGGAAGGUUACUUCUUGUCAAACUUGCCUGGGGGUGUUUGUUCAAAACUUGUAUUUAAUAAAUGAGCACCUGACUUACCA